Messenger RNA from Cynara cardunculus var. scolymus (artichoke), 1642 nucleotides. RefSeq names its product peroxisome biogenesis protein 3-2-like. Gene Ontology annotation, biological process: protein import into peroxisome membrane. NCBI's taxonomy places the organism in Eukaryota, Viridiplantae, Streptophyta, Magnoliopsida, Asterales, Asteraceae. The record is from RefSeq and is a predicted model, not a curated record. Gene Ontology annotation, molecular function: protein-macromolecule adaptor activity. Bases 265 to 1365 code for a protein of 366 amino acids. The transcript has 7 exons. Gene Ontology annotation, cellular component: peroxisomal membrane.
UGAAAGAUAAAACAGCAGCACGGUACCCGCUAAACCGCCCCCUUUCCCUUUCGUCUAUAUUCCAAACCAACUACUAGUGCUUUGGAAUCUACAAACUGGGAGGUUGGGGAAAGUCGGUUAAAGUUCCAAUAUUUUCUUCCUCCUUCGAUUCAGGAGUCAUACUGUGUGAUUUACUGUGUGUUCUAGGUACAGAGGGCGGUGGAGUCCGUCUCUGGCGGUAAGAAAGAAGAAGCAGCUUGCAGACUUCGUCUCAAGAUAGAUUGAAUGUGGGAAUUCUGGAGAAGACACAAAAGGAAGGUCUACGUUUCUCUUGGACUUUGUGGAAGCGGGUAUCUACUAUACAAGUUUUAUGAUGCUUACACAAAGAGGAUUUCUGAACUCGAGAGACAACUUGCUGAUGAGCAAGAGAACGAUGAGCUUCUUAAGGCCCAGAUGCAAGUGCACUUUGAGAACAUUCAAAGAAUUGCUAAUACAAUGACAUUGCCUAAUGCCAUGCUUUAUUUAAGUAGCCGGGUUGCAGAAGAGUUGGAUCUUUUGCAUCUUACAGAGAGGUUGAUAAAAGGAAAGGGUCAGCCCAACAGUUUGACACCUUCAGAAAAACUUGAGCUUUGGGAUAGGCUUAAAAUAUUAAGUUUUACCAGGAUGGUGCUGUCUAUCUGGGCAAUGACGGCGAUUAGCUUAUAUAUUAGAAUUCAAGUCAACAUCUUAGGGAGACAUCUAUAUAUAGACACUGCACGUGAUCUUGGAGGUUUUCAACCUGAGGAUGCCGAUUUGAUCGAGAGAACAGACGAGCAACAGUUUUUGGCAAGUGCUGAUUUUCUUUCAAGUCAUAGAAUUCCGGCACUGAUAUCCAAUAUGCAAGCUGCUGCGACUGAAGUUCUCAGAGGAAAGCAGCUGAGGGAUAUCUUCAAUUCUACUGUGCUUCAUGAAACCAUUAUGCAGAUAUUGAACAUGUUCAUGAGCACGGGAAGGCCUCAUCACUGGGUGGAUUAUUUGAUGCCCGAGGAUGUGAGAUUCUACAAAUCAGUUGAAUCCUCUGGCAGUGAUAGCCCUAAUGUUUCUGAUGUCACUAAAUUAGAUCUACUAAUGGUGGAGACACGUACAGUUUUAUCAAGUUCUGAAUUUGGUAAUAUUCUAGACAUGUCAGUGAGACAAGUGGUGGAUGGACUAACAGAAGACAUCAACUUACAGUUUGGAGAUGGCAAUUUAUCGGGUGGGAUACCGCUGGCCAAACUUCUUCCACGGGUUGCACAGAUUAGUCCACAGCUGCUCGAGGAACCAAGCCGCAACAAGUUUACUCACAUCAUUCAAAACAUACCUGAAGUUGAAGUUUUCUUCACUCUACUCUACACAAACAUGUCAUAAAUCUGGUGAGCACUUUCUUUUCUUGUACCAUUAUGAUUAUUUCUUCUCAGCUUAAAUGGAUGAUGAACAAGACCAUAGAAAUGCAUGCUUGUAUUCAACUGCUUGCUUCUUGUUGGUUAUCGUUUCUAAUUCUCUCCUCGGCGUGUAUAAUAAGUAAUUAAGCUUUUCAUGCACGCGUUACUUGUUAUAUCCUCGUUCAUGUAUCAUCGCGAUUGUUGUGUAUUUUUUUGCUUAAUUUAAUGUUACCCAUAUUGGAUAUAAUUUUAAGGUUUGUUGG